GGAACGCAAGACCGGAAGGGGCCGAUACAUGGCCACCGAAGGGCGGGGCCGGACUGGGCGGGGCCCGGCGGCCCUCCCGAAAGUGGCGGUUUGCUGGAGGCGGUUACCUAGGAAUCCCGAGUAGUUUGAAUGUGUGGCGACCUGUGCACCGGUGCUUGGUCGGUGCUAUCUCAGCAGGAGUGGGACCCCCGAGGCCUAAGAAACAGGCUUUUAUCUGGCUCGGGACUCCCCGGCAUUCAUCGCUUCCCUCCAUAACCGGAUAGCAGUUAUUUGGACUCAGCCUCAGACCCAGGGGUCACAUGCCAGGAAGGAUGGCCCCCCUCAAGAAGCCUCGAAAUGCCGCAAGGUUGCCCCUGGCUUUAAACCCCCUGAAGAGCAAGGACGUGUUGGCAGUGCUGGCCGAAAGGAACCAGGCUAUAGUGCCAGUUGGGGCCUGGGUGGAACCUGCCUUGCCAGAUAGUUCGGAAGUCCCAGCAUAUACUUCAGCAUAUAUGAUUGAAGAAGAACUAAAGGAACAACUAAGAAAAAAACAAGAAGCUCUGAAGCAUUUUCAGAGACAAGUCAAACGCCGAGUAAAUCAACAAAUCAGGUUGCGAAAAAAGCAUCAGCUUCAGAGAUCUUAUGAAGCAGCAGAAAAAGAAGGCUCUAUAGCCAUGCAGUCCUCAGAUCCAGCACAUUUAACUCCUAAAAGAACAAGUGUUUUUCCAAAGAACUUGAAUGCUGCAAUUGGAAGUGCUAGGUUACCUCCUUCCCAGGUGCUCGGGGAUGGACUAGAAGAUAGAGAGAAUCAGAAUGAAUUACUCCAACAACAAGCCCAGGCUCUUAGUCAAACCAUGAAACAGGCUCGUCACCGACUGGCAUCAUUUAAGACUGUGAACAAAAAAAAUGUGUCAGUGUUUCCAGAUGGUAGAAGAAAAACCUUUCCCCACCAAGAGGAACCUGACUCUGAGGAAUCUUCAUCUAUUUUGAUAGAUAAAAAAGGGAGAGAAAAUUUGUUUUGGGGAGACCAACAGGAUCUCCUUUCUGAAGACAGGGACAAACCUUUCAGCAGAGUUCAGAAAGCACAAUUCAAAAAUCCGUUAUUUGCUGUGAUGAAAGAGGAAGAGCAAAAGCAGUUAGAUCUUCAAGGCCUUCAGGAUAUUCUGCCAGAAGCCCAGGAUUAUCUUCCAGAAGCCCAAGGUGAUCUGCUGAAAAUCCAGGGUGAUUUGACAGGAGUCCAGAGUGUUGAGCUAGAAGCUAAGAGUAUUGAGCCAAGGCUCAGCACCCAGGUUGUUGAGGUGGAAGGCCAAGCCACUGAGCCUGAAGCCCAGGCUGUUGAGCCUGAAAUCCAGACCGUUGAGCCUGAAGCCCAGGCCGUUGAGCCUGAAGCCCAGGCUGUUGAACCUGAAGCCCAGGCCACUGAGCCUGAUGCCCAGGCUGUUAAGACAGAAACUCAGGAUAUUAUGCCAGAAGCCCAGAAUAUUGAACUAGAAGAUGGGAGUAUUGUGUCUGAAGUCCAAGAUUUGCUACCCAAAGAACAGUGUGUUCUUCCCACAGACCAGAAUGUUCUACUCAGAUGUCAGGACCAGGACUUUCUACCUAAAAACCAGGUUUUUCUACCCAAAGACCAGAAUAUUCUACCCAAAUGUCAGGACCAGCAUGUUCUCUCUGAAGACCAGAAUAUUCAGUCCAAAUUUCAGGACCAGGAUUUUCUACCCAGAGACCAACACCAGCAUUUUCUAUUCAGAGACCUGUGUGUUCUCCCCAGAGUACAGGAUUUUCCACCCAGAGAUCAGAAGGCAUAUUUGAAGCAGCCAGCAUCAAUUUUGACAGACAGGAGAGGGAGAGAGGGGUUUCCUCUGGAUGCCCAUCAGGAUCUUCUACACAGCAGUCAAGAUCAGACCUCCAUCAGGGACAAGAAAGUACGCUUCAAGGAGUCAUAUUCUGAUAUGUCAAGUGAGAAAGGGAGAGAAGGCUUUUCCCUGGCAAGUUAUCAGUACCUGCCUCCUAAACUCCAGGACUAUACCUUCAUCAGAGAUCAGAACAAGUGUCUCAAGCAACCUGCAUCUUUUGAGAAAUGGGAGAUUGAAAGAAGAAUUGUUUCUGGAGUGCCAUCGACCUUAUGCUUCAGGCAGCAGCCGUCUGUUGGGACAGCAGAAAGAUGGCAAGAGGAUUUGUUUCUGGAUGGCCAUCAGCAACUUCCACCCAAGCACCAGAGAGAGGCUUCCAGCAGAAGACAGGUAUAUGGUGAAUGUCAGUCAAGAUUGAACACCGAAUUCCAAAUUCCACUGGCACUUCAGUCUGGGGUAGAUCAAGAAGAAGACAAGAAAGAGCGUCAAAAGCAAUACCUGCGAUACAGACGACUUUUCAUGGAUAUUGAAAGAGAACAAGUAAAAGAACAACAAAGGCAAAAAGAACAUCAAAAGAAAGCUGAAAAAAUUAAAAAAAAGAAAGAGCAGCAACGUUACGCUGAGGAGCAGAGGAUACUAAGAAUGAACUUCCAUGAAGAGCCAUGUUCAGGAGAGAAGAUGAGUGAGAAAAUAGCCCAGCUACAGCUUGAGGAAGUAAAAGGAGCCAGAGAAAAACAACAACAGAGAGAGAAGGAAUGCCAAAGAUAUACGGAAGCUCUAAGAGCCCAGAUCCAGGAGAAAAUGCAGCUGUAUAAUAUUACUUUACCUCCACUAUGCUGUUGUGGUCCUGAUUUUUGGGAUGCGCAUCCUGAUACCUGUGCCAACAAUUGUAUUUUCUAUAAAAACCCUAGAGCAUAUACCCGGGCACUACAUUCGGUCAUCAACUCCUGUGAUAUCCCUGUGGGGAACUCAGCUCUUCGAGUCGCCAUGCAUAAUUUGGUUUCUGCACACAGACGGACUUUGAAAAAUGUGUAAUGAGAAUCUGAAUCCAACUGUUUUCCCUCCUACUUACCAGGUGGUGACAAUGCUUCCUGUAUCUCUGGAAAAACAAGCUGUCAAAGGGAGGUUCCCCAAGUUCCCACCAUCCUACCUACCCACCUGCCUACCUACCUGUGUAUCUUAGUUCUUAAUAUGGAUAAACUUUUAUUCCAUCUUAGGCCUGCUCUGACUUGUGGCUAGAUCCAGUUCCCUUCCACCUACUUAAGGAAACAAUGCCUCAGCAUUUCUCUGCCUUGUCUUCUGCAUCAUAAUUUCCUCCUCACUCCUAGUCUUCCUAUCAGUAUAUAAAGCUGCUGUGAUUUCUUCCGUCUUUAAAACCAACCAGAGAGAAGAAAACCUAUCUUUCUUCGCCCUGCCUUCCCCUUUACCUACCACCAGCCUUCUCUGCUUCUCUUUCUGACAAAACUCCUUGAGUUGUCUCUACCUCCUCCUCCUGUUCUCACAUUCUCUCUUGAAUGCAUUCUAGCAAGACAUUUGCCUUCAUCUCUCCCAUGAAGAUGCUUUUUUCAGAGUCACCAAUGACUUCCAUAUUGUUAAAUCCAAUGGUCAUUCAUUCUCAUACUUCCUCUUGACCUUUCAACAGAAUUAAACAUUUUUUUUUUGAAGUUUCUUAUCACCUGGCUUCUACAACACCAAAGCUUUUGAUUUUUCUUCCAACUCAACUGGUUAUUUCUUCUUCAUUUCUUUUUGCUGUGUUUUCCUCAUCUU
Molecule: messenger RNA, 3596 nt
Organism: Leopardus geoffroyi (Geoffroy's cat)
Lineage: Eukaryota; Metazoa; Chordata; Mammalia; Carnivora; Felidae
Gene: CCDC15
Product: coiled-coil domain containing 15
Exons: 17
Coding region: 300-2864 (854 amino acids)
Cellular component (GO): centrosome
Source: RefSeq, a predicted model, not a curated record